Durusdinium trenchii is the source of this 338-nucleotide messenger RNA. NCBI's taxonomy places the organism in Eukaryota, Dinophyceae, Suessiales, Symbiodiniaceae. The record is from the annotation of a GenBank genome assembly.
GACUUCUUGAAAACUGGUGGCCACUGGCGCAAAGGUUUGAUUUGGCGAGAAGUGGUGAAGCGCCACAAGGGCAUUUCACGGGGAGUUCGGAAGUGGCUCACAAGGGCCCAAAUGAUCUCACACUUUGGGGAUGAAACAACAGCAGAUGCAGUGAUCACCCGGAAGGCAAGCCUCCCCGAACUUGCCGAUGAAAUCCGGGAUCAUCCAGAAUUGCCAGGCCUCAAGCAAUAUCUCAUCUUGGUCGAGGAUGAAGAGGUGCAGGAGGAAGAGGACCUUGUAACGGACUUGUUUAGGACGCAGGAUGCUGGGAGCAAAUCGGAUUCCAGCUCGAGCAGUGA